AUGGGCAAGAAAUACUUUGGCCUUCGCGGCCAGGCCCUUAAUUGGGCCAUCGGCACCAUUGCCGGCUGUGAUUUCUUGCUCUUCGGUUACGACCAGGGUGUCAUGGGCGGCAUCUUGACGCUCCCCAUCUUCCUCAGCCAGUUCCCCGAUAUCAAUGACAAGGAGGAGGGCCUCACCUCCUCGGAAAUGUCCAACCGCUCCACGUACCAGGGUAUCGCCGUUGCCUCGUACAACCUGGGCUGCUUCAUCGGCGCUGUCAUCACCAUCUUCAUUGGAAACCCCCUCGGCCGCAAGCGUAUGAUCUUCCUCGGAACCGCCAUCAUGGUCAUUGGCGCUGCUCUUCAAGCUUCUGCCUUCAGCCUGGAACACUUCAUCAUUGGACGUAUCAUUACUGGCCUUGGAAACGGCGGCAACACCUCAACAGUACCCAUGUGGCAAUCGGAAACGUGCUCGGCCCACAAGCGCGGCAAGCUGGUCAUGAUUGAGGGCGCUCUCAUCACCGGCGGUAUCAUGAUCUCAUACUGGGUCGACCUCGGUCUGUCUUUUGCGCCCGGCUCCGUCGCAUGGCGUUUCCCGCUGGCUUUCCAGAUCGUCUUCUGCGUCUUCAUCCUCGCCUUCGUCCUCGGCCUGCCCGAGUCCCCUCGCUGGCUGAUCCUAAAGGGCCGAGACGACGAGGCCCGCGAGGUCAUUGCGGCCAUUGCCGAUGUCGACCAGAAUGACCGAUAUGUCGACAACGAGUUCCGCGCCAUCAAGGAGACUGUCGAGGAGAUGAGCAAGGGCACCUUUGGCGACUUGUUCGCCCGCGACAAGAACCGCACUCUGCACCGCACCAUCAUCGCCUACGUCAACCAGAUGUUCCAGCAGAUUUCGGGCAUCAACCUCAUCACCUACUAUGCUGCCAAGAUCUACUCCGACCUCGGCAUGUCUCCCUUCCUCUCUCGUCUUCUGGCCGCUCUCAACGGCACUGAGUACUUCAUUGCAUCUUGGCCUGCCGUCUUUCUCGUCGAGCGCGUGGGACGUCGCAAGCUCAUGCUUUUCGGCGCUGUCGGCCAGGCCGCCACCAUGGCCAUCCUGGCUGGUGUCAACUCUCAAGAGAACAACAAGGCAUGCCAGAUUGCCGGUAUCGUCUUUCUGUUCGUCUUCAAUACCUUCUUCGCCAUCGGCUGGCUCGGCAUGACGUGGCUGUACCCUGCCGAGAUCACCCCGCUGCGCACUCGCGCGCCGGCCAACGCCCUGUCCACGUCGUCGAACUGGAUCUUCAACUUCAUGGUCGUCAUGAUCACCCCCGUCGCCUUCACCAACAUCAAGUACAACACCUACACCAUUUUCGCAAUUAUUAACGCCAUCAUGGUGCCGUCGGUGUACUUCUUCUUCCCCGAGACGGCCUAUCGAUCGCUUGAGGAAAUGGACACAAUUUUCCAUAAGGUUACCGGCUGGAAGGGCGCGUUGCAGGUUGUACACCAAGCUAGAGUCGAACCCCGGCGAUACGGCAAGAACGGCGAACUUCUCAUCGCGAUCGACGAGGUGGACGAGAAGGCCGCCACGGAGCACCGCCACGGCAGCUCGAGCGACACGGGGAGCGCUGAAGCCAGCAACGCAAUGUUCACUAACACGGACGAGGAGACGCAGCGCAAGGCGCAGCAGUAA
Purpureocillium lilacinum is the source of this 1647-nucleotide messenger RNA. RefSeq lists its product as uncharacterized. Gene Ontology annotation, biological process: transmembrane transport; carbohydrate transport. Gene Ontology annotation, molecular function: carbohydrate:proton symporter activity. Gene Ontology annotation, cellular component: membrane. NCBI's taxonomy places the organism in Eukaryota, Fungi, Ascomycota, Sordariomycetes, Hypocreales, Ophiocordycipitaceae. The record is from RefSeq and is a predicted model, not a curated record.